UUGAGAGGCUGGCGAAAAUCGCGGAUAUUGGCUUGCCUUGCCUCCUUUCGUCAAUCCUACUGCUCUUCUUUUGUCCCCUACUCUAUCCACGAUCAGCCCAUCCUUCGCGCAGCUUUCGAGGAACCUACGCACCGGAUGGGGAUGCCGUGGUGUCUCUGCACGCGGGCGGGUUUAUCCGAGCCUGUGCAUGCGUGUUUGCUUGCGCUUUUGUGUGUGUGAGAGAGAAUGGGCCAAGGGGUGUGCGUGUGUGUGAAAGAAAGCAAAAGAGAUUGAGGAGACACAAACACAGACACAUAGACACACACACAGACGCACACACUGUGUGAGAGAGAGAGAGAGAGAGAGAGAGAGAGAGAGAGAGAGAGAGAGAGAGAGAGAGAGGUUCUCGUUUGUAUUGAUGAAAGUUAAUGGGAUAUGACGUGGCGGGAAUUCUGGAGAUUAUCAACAUGCUAUAUAUAGCAACUCGUGGCUGUGGAUAGAUGUCGAGCGUGAUGGAGAAUUGAGGCCCAUAGCGAUAAGUUUAGCUCAAUGAGUUGAGAAGGCUGGAGCACAUGCGGGUACGAGACUAGCUCCCUUACACACUUCGAAAGCGUGGGAAAGGAGAGAGAGAGAGAGAGAGAGAGAGAGAGAGAGAGAGAGAGAGAGAGAGAGAGAGAGAGAGAGAGAGAGAGAGGGGUAGAUGCCGCGAUGAAUAUCUCUUAUUUGAAAAAGUUGGGGCCGCUGGGCAAUCUGAAAGGCGUCGCACAGGGAGUGGGUGGGCUUGCACACGGAGUGGGUGGGCUAGCACAGGGCGUGGGCGGGCUUGUUUUUGGAGCGGCUUUAGGGGACAAGGGGUCAGGAGGAGUAGAGCAAGGGAAUGAUGGUGGAGUCGAGCGGUUAUUGGAUAGAAUCCGAGAUGGGGUGCUGGCGGACGACCGCCGGGCAGCCAUCGCGGAUCUCCGCGAGGCUGUGGCCGACAGCAAUCGGGCGAAGCUUGCAUUGGGAGCGAUGGGGUUUCCGAUUCUUCUGGCGGUCGUUCGAGACGAAAGGGAAGAUUUGGAGAUGAUACGGGGUGCCCUAGAGACGAUGAAUAAUGCCCUUGCAGUUCCAAGGAGGCUUGUGCCCCCCGGUGUAGGGGUGGAUGCCAAUGCGGAUGGUCGAUCUGGGGGAGGAAGUGGAAGUGCUGGAUUGGUUCCUGGCCUGGUCAAUUCCGAUCUCUUCUUGCGCGAAGCCGGGGGCGUCCCUCUCCUCAUUUCUCUCCUUGAAGACGACGAUUUCUACGUCAAGUAUCAUACAGUUCAGCUUCUUACUAGUCUCCUGACCAACUGCUCAGACAAGCUUCAGGAGGCCGUGCUUGCCUGUCCGAUGGGUAUGGCGCGGCUGAUGGAUGCGAUGCUGGAGAGCGAGGUGAUCCGCAACGAGGUCCUCCUUCUCCUCAUCUCUCUCACUCGAUCGAACGACGAAAUCCGGAAGAUCGUAGUUUUUGAGGGCGCCUUCGAGAGGCUGUUCGGCAUUGUGCAAGAAGAAGGAUGCGCUGACGGCGGAAUCAUAGUCCAGGACUGCAUUGAACUGCUGAACAACUUGCUUCGCGCCAAUCCGUCUAAUCAGACGUAUCUGCGGGAGACGUUAGGGUUACAGAACGUUCCAGAAUUGCUGAAGCUUCGGGCUAUGGUGGGAGGAGGGCGGGGAGUGGGAGGAGAACAGCAGUUGAGUCGACAAAGAAUAAAUAAUUUGCUGGCAGGAUUGGAGACGGCAUCUCUUUUGCUCGCCAGGCAGGAAGAUGGUAGUAACGGCUCGGCUGCUGCCGCCGCCGCCGCCGACGCCGAGGAGACCUCUGUUUCGCUGGUUAAUCGAACUGCCAAUCAGAGCGCGCUGGCUCAGAGCGGUCUGCUGGAUUCGCUGUUGGCUCUUUCCCUCGGGGAAGGCAGAGUAUCCGCUGUGGCCGUUAGGACUCGGGCGUUGAGAUGCGUUGGCGACCUGAUUAUUGGGCACGAAGGGAACCGCCGCCUCCUGGCAUCGAAGUGCGUGGGUGGGGCGAAGAAGACGGCGCCUCCCGCCGCUUCGACGAUGGCCAUGGCAAUCGGCUAUGGCGGAAGGAGGGGUUCGCUACAGGAAGAGGAGACCGAGGCAGCAGGGAAAUUGGCGGCCCCGCACGCGGUAUUGCGCGUUGCAUUGGGUUCUAGAUGGUUGGAGGAGAGCUCAGCGGCGGAGUACCUGAUCAAAUGCUUCUGCGAGUCCAAUCCCGCCGGUCAAUUGAUGCUAGCUUCCGCCAUAACGGCUUCUCCUUCGCCGUCGCCGGCGAUGGCGAUGGAGGAAAGCGAUCACAAGGGAGAUGCAGGCGUCCUGUCGUCCUCAUCAUGUAUUGCCAGCGUCAUGCUUGGGGCCUUUGGCGCCCACCAAACCAAUGGUGGCGUUUCCGGCGGGGCCGCUGGCGGCGGUGAAGUUGACACUCAUCGCUUGGCGCGGAGCGUGCUUCGAUUCGGCGGGUUGCAGGGGGGAGGAGGAGGAGAGAACGGCGGAGGUGGGGGAGGGGGGAAUGGCAACGGUGGCGGCGGCUUUCUUUCUGGCAUAAUCGUCGACGGUGUCGUCGGGGAAUGGGAAGUGCGACGUCGUGCGGCAUGCGUGUUGUCGCACAUUUUGCGCGACAACGGCGAUUGCAAACUCAUCCUUUCGCGGGCCAUGGUGGAUGAUCGUCGCCCGGCGGCGGCCUUCGUUUCCGCUUCCUCGUCUUCCUCAGAAUUUCUUCUUCCCCGUUGCACCUCAUUGCUGGCCAUGGCUGUCGCACAGCGUAAUCCUUUCUUCCUGUCGCCUGUUUCUCCUUCGACCUCGUCUUCUUCGGGAAGACACAAGGGGCGAGGCAGGGGGGGCGAGGAGGAGGAGGAGGCGGAGGAAAAUGCAGGGGGGCGCGCAAAGGACGAUGACAAGGAUGGCGUUCUCUGGUUUCAGCCGACGUUGCUCCGGCUCCUGGUCACGUGGCUCGUGGACUGCCCUGCCGCCGUCAAUAUGUUGUUGUCGUCAUCCGGUAACGACGCGGGUUUCUUCGGCGAACUGGCCAUGGGUGGCGGCGGCGGCGGCGGCGGCGGUGGCCACGUGGCCACCGCCGCGACAGGGAGCGGGGAUGGUGGGGCCGGUGGUCCGACGAGUCCUGUGGCCGUCCACGUGGCCGGUCUGGCUGCCGUGUUGCUGGGAGUGUGCUUAGUGUGGAAUGACGAGCAAGGAGCCGUGAGGUCUGCCAGCCUCGUUGACGUCAUCGCGAAGAAGAUCGGCGUCGAGAGUUUCUUCUCGAAAUGGGAGGCGUUGAAGAACAGCCGGCGUUUCCGAAUGGCGGCAGGUAUGGGGGGCGGGGGGGGGACGAGUCGUCGCGGAGGGCGCGGGAGGCCUUCCGCGGGUGGAGGCGCGGAAGCUUCUCUUAGCGGCGGCGCCGGUGACGAGGGAAGUCUCGCUGAUGAUGAUCGAGAUGGUGGACGUGCCGACGAUUUUGACGAGGAGGAGGACGAUGAUGAGGGUGCGGAGGAUGAUGGGGAGACGGCGAUGGGAAGGGGAAGGGAGAAGACGGAGGGAGGAGAGAGGCCGCGUGGCGACGAGGAAGAAGGUGGCAGAGGUAUGGAGGAUGCCGCCUCUGUUAUGGCCGUGGAGAGGACACGGUCGAUCGUGUUCAAGUCUCUGUAUGACCGGGCUUUUGCGCGCUUCUUAGCCGAUCUAGAGGUACGAGUGCGCAGUCGCAUUGAUGAGGUGUAUGGCAACCCUAGGAUGAAAUUGAACCUGGACAUGGCAAAGAAAUUGGAGAGGAGAGAGGGAGAGAGUGAGAGAGAGCACACCGCGCGGCUGAAGUCCAUGCUAUUGGAUCAGAGUUUGCUUCUGGAGGAGAUGCGAGAGAGUGGGACCGCGUCGCCAACGGAGGAUGGCAUGAUGAGCGGAGGAAGGAGGGGGAUGCAAAGCGCACUGACGCAGAGCGGCGUGGGGGAUACUGGACUUGGCUCGGUGGUGAGGAGAGACGAUGACAAGGUGGCGGAGGCGGCCGCCGCCGCCGCCGCCGUCGCCGCCGCCGCUUCCAUUGCUGCUUUGGAGACCAGACUUGUUGAGAUGGAGGGUGCUCUUGGGGUUACGAUCGCGGAGAGGGAUGCCUUACAGAGUGAGCUGGAGCAAUGCCAGGUGGUAGCUAGCAAGCAUGAGGCGGAUCUCCGGUCACUGUCGGACGCGUACAACGCGUUGGAGCAGAUGAAUGAUAGACUGGAAGGGGAAGUGAAGGCGUUGAGGAGGAGUUUGGCAGAGGGAGGGGUGUCGCUGAAACACCUAGAUGAACAAGUGGCGGCGGCACGCGAACAGGGCCGGCAAGAGGCGUUAGCAGAGGCUCGGCAGUCCGAGGCUACGGCAGGUGGGGGGUCCUCGUUCCAGGAGCAGCUUGAGCUAGCACGUGAGGAAGGUCGACGGGAGGCGAGGAAGGAGGGGGAGUCUGAUAUGAUUGACAUGCUGACGUGCCUCGGACAGGAAGAGAGUAAGGUUAAGAAGUUGAGGGAGGUGCUGGAGCCUUUGGGCUACGAUGUGGAUGGAUUGUUAAAUGAAAUCGCGAAUGAGGAGGAGGAGGAGGAGGAGGAGGAGGAGGAAGAGGAAGAGGAGGAAUACGAGGAGGAGGAUUGAUUUGCACUCUUUCUGUUAACUGCCGUCACGACGGUGGCCUGUUGAUUGUUGUUAUCAUUUGUUGUUGAUGAUGACAUGUGCCUCCGCCUCGACCGCGACGAAGACGAGUGCUGUUGACGAUUAUGUUUAUCGCGAAACGCAUCGCCUUCAGGACGAUCGUCAACGGCGAGGAAGGGGAAUGGGAUAUAGUCUGAAAGAGGAGGAGAUAAUUUAGGUAGAACGUCGAUGCGGUGUUGUUGCAGAGUCGAUGACAUUAGGGGAGGAGGAGGAAUAAGGGAGAGAUUGAUUUCACGGUGACGUUGAGGAGGUGAUGUCCGGGGAGUUUCUGGGGUUCUUUUGUGGUUGUUGCCUUUUUUAAGUUUUCUUUUCUGUAGAUGUUUGGUCUGCUGGAAGGUCGGAUUUGCUUAUGAUGGAGCCGGCCACUUAUUGCAUAGUUCGAUGCGUGGACAAGAUUGAGACACGACACGUCGACAAGAUUAAGAAACCACACGUGGACAAGAUUGAGACACGACACGUGGAUGGAGCUAGAUUAGAUCGGGGGGAUGCCUGAAAUGUGGGCAGCCCUCAUGAAAUAAACCACUUUCUGCUGCGUCUUGCAUCACCACCUUCUCACAGGGGGGGCGCCAAUCUCCUUUGCUCUUCCCCUGCCCCUGCGCCUCCCUCCCUUCUCUCUCUCUCUCUCUCUCUCUCUCUCUCUCACCCGAUCGUUGCGCAAGGGCACGGCCACACUCUUGUGCUAGCGCUCGCUUACGUCGAUGGCGACUUCACUAUAGUGCCCAACUUGCUCAUCUCUCUCCACUUCUGUGCGAUUUCUCAUAUCGUAGUGCUCUCAUUCCCCUCUUUCCUCUCACUUCUGUGUGUGUGUGUGUGUGUGUGUGUGUGUGUGUGUGUGUGCUGUGCUGUUUCGAGCCAAAUGUCCUCUCUUUUUCUCCUUCCUCCAUUUAAACCUCUGCUUUUCCCGCGAAGGACGUUUUUCAGUAGUGGGUCGCGUCAAAUGACUUUGCUGCUCUGAUCCGAAUGCAGCGCAUGCCUUCAAGUCCAGGAGUCAUCUCUUGCCCGACCUUUCUCUCCCCUUUUCCCUCAGGCCCUACUUCGCUUGUUUAGCCAGACAGUCUUGAUUGGAUUUUUGCAGCACAGCAGUUUAUGUUAAUAUCUUAACUGCGUGCUCUCGAGUGCAAUGCUUGUGUGUGAUAUUCGUGUCUGUCACAGCCAUUUUUCAUCCUUGCAAUAAGGUGAACUGGCUCUCUGCUUAGUUCGUUGCGUUCGCCUUAACUUUUUCAUGACUGCCAGUCGUUGCUUGCUUAUUUGAAGUUGAGAGUGACUCUGUGUCCUCUUCCUUGCUGCCUCCAUUUUUUUAUCUGCCGUCCUCUUCUCCCUCCCCCUCUCCCUCUUCUCUUUGGUGCUUUUUUGUGUUGUCUUUGUCCUCCCCUCUUCUGUCUCCCUUUUCUGCAGUCUUUCGUGCCCGAUCAGUCGUUCUCUGGCCGCCUCUUUCCUAACCCACACAGAGCUAGAUAGGGAGCCAGGGGAGGUAGGUUGACGCCUAUUCAGGCCAUACUGACAAAGAACUUCCAUACUGACAAAGAAAGUUACUUGGAUGUAUUUGACCUCAACAAGGUGUGGAUUCAGUCAGGGAAGUCCUUGUGCGAGUAAGAUCUGGGGGUGGUAGGUAGGUAUAGUAUAUCGUAGUAUAUAUAUAUUUAUAUGUAUGAAAUGUUGCAGAAAACCGUGCGGCGAAAACGGUCGACGGAAACGGAGGAAGAGGACUGCAAACGGGGUUUUCACCGGAAAGGGAGGAAGAGGACUGCAGACGGGAGGAGGCUGUUUCGCUCAGAAGAGGACUGCAAACGGGGUUUUCACUGGAAAGGGAGGAAGAGGACUGGAAACGGGAGGAGGCUGUUUCGGUCGAAUUUCAGAGGGGACUGGAAGAUGGAAACGGUGGGCUGGUUCGCUCGAAUUUCACCUUCAGAGGGGACUGGAAGAUGGAAACGGUGGGCUGGUUCGGUGAAAUCGAUCGGCGCAUAUAUAUAUGUACGUAUGGGGAUAGAUUGGGAGACUCCUGCAUGGGUAGACGUCAAGUAGUCAGGAGAUAAGUAGUCAGGAUAUAAAUGAGUUGAGUUGCUAUGUGUAGCUAGGUGAAGGAUAAUCGGCUUGAUAUGAAGAAGAAGAUAGAUCGUCCGCUGGUGGAAGCAGGUUUGUGUUUGAGCCGUGUCCCAUGUUUGAUAUUCAGUUGUUGAUGCAAACUGGUCCGUGGAUCAUAGGACCAGAAUGAUAUUGAAAAAGAGAACAGGAAAGAAUUCGUGAUAGUAAAGAAGGAAAAAGAAUCAGAUUUGCUUUCUGAGUUCAAAGGUCAUGUCACCGGAGGCAGGCGUGUCCCAGUAGUCUUCCUGGUUGCCUAUCUCCUAGUAGAGGAGUGGUCUGUAUUUCGUCUGUCUCUACUCCCCUAGUAGAGCAGUGCCGCGUAUUAUGUCUGUCUCAGCAGACGACCAUUCUUGCUUUCACAUGAAAAGAACUGUGGGAAAAUCAAUAUUUGCUUCGAGA
Chara braunii is the source of this 7155-nucleotide messenger RNA. NCBI's taxonomy places the organism in Eukaryota, Viridiplantae, Streptophyta, Charophyceae, Charales, Characeae. The record is from the annotation of a GenBank genome assembly.